AUGUCCGUCGGUCUUGGCCUCCGCGCACGCCUGGCCGGCGCGCUGGCCUCCUGGGCAUCUCUCGGCCUCCUUGCGGCGCCUGCUCCUCCUGCCACUGUGUGGGUGUCGGGCUGGCUGUACGCAGAGGGGCGCGGCGGCUCGGCCCUCCCCCCUCGCCUGCGUCCCCGUCUCAGCAAUGACCCGGGCCACGGCGCAGCGGCGCUGAGGCCCGAGACUGGCUCCGCCACCAAGGGGGGCAGGAGCGCGGCGCGCCCCCUGCGACGCCCGAGCCCGAGCGCCGCGGCAUCCAAGCGGGAGCCGGAGCGGGAGCGGAAGCGGGAACCGGAGCUGGAGCCGAAGCUGGAGCCGGCACUGCGGCGCACGGAGCGGAGCGAGGCAGCCAAACCUAGAAAGAGAGCUCCCGGGUUCCCGCCGGACUCGAAGCGCCACGAGUCUCAGCCAAGCAUGCACCCCAGGUGCCUGGGCCCAGAGGCACCAGGCAGGAUGAGCCUCCGGAAGGAGAUGGAGCCAGGCGUCUGGUUGCGGAUUAGGGACUCAGAGCUGGAACAUGCCCAAGCAGCAGUGGGCCCUGGAAUAUGCAGCAGGGUACCUCAAUACAACCGCACCGACUACUUCUACUCCACAUUCUCGGAGAACUUGGAGCACAGCCAUCUGCUCGUGUCCCCCGUGCUGGUGGCGAGCGCAGUCAUAGGGGUGGUGGUCAUCCUUUCCUGCAUCACCAUCAUCAUCGGCAGCAUCCGCAGGGACAGGCAAGCCCGGAUCCAGCGCCACCGCCACCGCCACCGCCGCCACCACCACCACCACCACCACCACCGCUGGCAUCGACACCAAGAGCCGGAGCAGAGCUACGUGUCUGAGGGGCACACAUACAGCCAUUCAAGCCGCAGGAUGCGCUAUACCUGCAGUCCUGACGAGGAUUGGCCCCCACCCUUGGACAUCAGCUCUGAUGGGGACCUGGAUGCCACGGUGCUCCAGGAGCUGUACCCGGAUUCUCCACCAGGCUACGAGGAAUGUAUGGGGCCGGGGGCCACUCAGCUGUACGUUCCUACGGAUGCACCGCCGCCCUACUCGCUGACAGACUCCUGCCCACCACUGGACAGCCCCCUUGAUGCCGGCAGCGGCCACAGCCCCGGCCAACACCAGCAGGUGCCGAGCACCUGGCACCAGAGUGGCCUCUGCACCAUCUCUAUGGACACCCUGCCUCCUUAUGAGGCUGUGUGUGGGGCUGGCCCCCCAGGGGGCCCGCUACCACUGCCAGGGCUGGGACCAGGACCCAAGAUCUGCCAGGGUUUAGCUGUCCCAACCCGGGCCCCAGCCUCAGGCCCAGAGAGGACUGUGUAA
Molecule: messenger RNA, 1341 nt
Organism: Orycteropus afer afer
Lineage: Eukaryota; Metazoa; Chordata; Mammalia; Tubulidentata; Orycteropodidae
Source: RefSeq, a predicted model, not a curated record